CUAUGAAUGAAACGAACAAGCGCAAAAAACUUAAAUCACGCACAGCUACAGUACCUAGUAGUAGCGGCCAAGGUCAUGGGCAUGGUGAUGGCUAUAUGAAGGAUCACUUGGAUGCUUGGCUGGAGACUUGUCUGAAGGAUGCCUCCAAUACACAAUUAUCAUCCUCAUCGGAAUUUUUAGAUUAUAAUCCGACACCAACGAGCACUGGAGGGUGUGGUGGCGGUAGCGGUAACGCUGGUGGUGUGAUAAAUCCUCAAAAAUUUAUACAACAACAAAUGCAACAGCGACACCAGCACCAACACCAACAUCAACAUAGUCAGCAGCAUCAGCAACAGAAUCAAGCAUAUCUUUCCAACAAUAGUUUAAAUAACGCGAAUCAGCCGUCGCAAUUUUCUUAUGCACAACAGCAACAACAACAACAACAACAAAACUUAUCUCACCAGCAGCAGCAGCAGCAGCAGCACCAACAUUCACGCCAACAACAAUUUGGUUUGCCAGUGGGGCCAGUGUCAUUUGCGGGCGGCUACACGGGCGGCGGUGGCAGUGGCCCCUUCAGCCAAGGUUUUCAACGUAACGUGCCAAA
Molecule: messenger RNA, 583 nt
Organism: Rhagoletis zephyria (snowberry fruit fly)
Lineage: Eukaryota; Metazoa; Arthropoda; Insecta; Diptera; Tephritidae
Source: RefSeq, a predicted model, not a curated record